GCCGCUGGUGAUGAUGGCGGACGCCGACUUCCGGUCGUCGUCGUUGAAGGUAUUGGAGAGGUCUCCAGCACAGAGGCCGGCGCCCAUGGCUAGGGCGUUGAAUCUGUCCCCAGCGCAGAGGCCAGCGCCCAUGCCUAGGGCGCCAAGUAUAUCUCCGGCAAAGGAGCCGGUGGUUGUGGGGCGUGACCCUUCUAGUGAGGUGGAUCUGGAAGAGCCUGAUGAUGAGGGUCCGAGGGGGCCGGUGCCCCCGACCCUGACUGAGGAGUUAGCUCGGAUCAGGCUUAGAUAUCACGUCCCCGAGUCUGUAGUUCUCCUGCAUCCUUCGUCGGACGAGCUUCCAGACCGACUUGCAGAGGGGGCCGUCGCGAUCUUCAAGGUUGCGCUUCAGUGCGGCUUGCGGCUUCCUCUAUAGGGAGUAGUUAGGCGUUUGCUAGCUCACCUAGGCUUUGCCCUGGGACAGAUGAUCCCGAACGGGUGGAGGGCCUUGAUCGGCUAUGCGGUCCUAUGGGCCAAGCUAGCCAGCCUGAGCUCUCUGUAGACGAGUUCCUCCACCUAUACCAGUUAAAGCCGAACAAGCUUCAGCCCAACUGGUACUAUGCUUGGUGGAGCACUGGUGAGGCCAUUAUAACCAACCCUCCGACCUCCAAUAAAAAUUGGAGGGACAAAUGGUUCUGGCCCUCUAGGCGUUGGGAGACGGCCGAUCCAAAAUCGACUCAGCCCCUGGUCCCCCAAGCUUUCUCCGACCCAGGUCAGUAUUUUUGCUGUAGUAGUCUUUCGUCCUUUAGUUGAUCGGUUUUCAUUGCCAUCUAACAUGUGUUUUCUCUGUUGUAGCUAUUCCCAAGCAUCCUCCGUUGCUUAGCAGCGGGUCGCUUGCCCAGAUCAGGGAUUUGCGGGCGAUUAAAGGGGAUAAGAGGUCUUGGAGAGUACUUCUCUAGCCCGAGCUACUCCUUAAUUCGGGCUUGGACUCAACAGUCACUGGUAAGGAACUUAGGUAAGAUCUUCAGCCGAGCUCCACAACUUAGAAUUUGCUCAAGAACUUUUCUGACAUAUUGUUCUUAUGCGUUGACACAGAGAUGCUUGAAGCUCGGCCCUUCUUCCGUCCUCCUUCCAAGAUUCAUGCACCCCCUCGAGGUGAAUCGGUGGCGCCGAAGAAGAAGAAACAAAAGGCCUCCUCUAAGGCCAAGGGGAAGGUCGACCCUUACCCGGUCGUCCUAGAGGUCGAGGGAGAGGGCAUGGAGGUGGAGACCUCCUCUGGAGCAGUGGGAACAGUCGUUCCAGAAAACAUCGCCCCCGCCGAGGUUCAAGGGGCUUCUGAGCUUCCUGUCGAGGCUCGAGCUUCGGGCAGGGGGGAAGGCCGAAGUGAGGCGAGGGAGCCUCUGCCAGACCAUGGAGGAGAUCCUCACCUGGGCAGACCAACAUACGGUCGAGGAGGAGUACGUCAGCUUGUUCGACUCUCCCACGGAAACGACUGUUGCUCAUGUGUCGACGAGCCUUCUUGGAUUCGCCCCAUGUGUAUUGAAGGCGUGCGCCGAGUUUACUCGGAUGCAUGAUCGGGCGGAGGAGGUCGAGAAAAAGGCAGCCUAGUUGGAGGCUCGGGCUUCGAUUGUUGAAGCUGAGCUAAGGAUCGCGAAGACGGCUCUUUAAGCGUCUUUCGCUGAGAAGGCUGAGGUAGUUGUGCGGCUGGAGGAGGCCAAGGGUUGGCAUGAUGAGUGCCAUGCUUGGCUCCUCGAGAUCGAGGUGAAGCUGGAGAAGAUGAAGAAGGAGACCAAGGCUGUGAUCGCCCUAGCUCGGAAGGAAGCUGUACAGGAGUUCGAAUCGUCUUAGGCGUUCCUGGAUGAGAGGGAUAACCUCUUUCGCCAAGGUUACGCUGAGUGCGUGAGGGCGAUGAAGGAGACCUUCCCAGAGCUUGAUCUCUCUGCUUUUGACGAGCUAGAGUCGAGUUCCGAUGGGUUGGGUGACGAAGCGACUCCUAAGGCGACUUCCGAGCAACCUUCUGAGGCUUGAGGCUCGACUUCGUUUGCAAAGAAGUAUUUCCUUCAUUCUUCUCUAGCACUUCAAGUGCUGCUUGCCUAUGCCUUUUUUAGCUUCAAGCACUCCAGUCAUUUGUGGAUCAAUGUACAUGUAUUUUUCUGGGAUAUUACUGAUGUAAUCAUACCCUAUGGGCCUUAUUAAUGAAAAUACUUCUUUUUCUUGAAUUCUGAAUUUUUGAGCUGAGUAGAUUGUCUUUUACUUCAUAUGAGUAGGUCGGAUUGAGCUUAAGUUGUAACUCGGGCAUCAGUCGGAUAUUGCUUAGGGAAUUA
Messenger RNA from Magnolia sinica, 2300 nucleotides. RefSeq lists its product as uncharacterized. The transcript is spliced from 2 exons. Bases 1074 to 1550 code for a protein of 158 amino acids. The record is from RefSeq and is a predicted model, not a curated record. Lineage: Eukaryota; Viridiplantae; Streptophyta; Magnoliopsida; Magnoliales; Magnoliaceae.